AGGGGACUGAAGGAGCUCCCACUCUGGUCCUGGAGGGUGAGGGGAGGCUGAGAGACUGGAAGUGCCUGAGGGCCACUGGGAUGCUAGGCAUGGCCCCAGCCUCCCUCCUCAGCUAGCCUCCACAUUUGCUCCAUGGCCUUGCAGGGAGGUACCACUGUCACUGCUUCUGCUGCCACUGUCACCAAUUGGCUUCCCACAUGGAUUUCCCACCUGGCCUGGGGGAGCCAGAAGCCCUGGCCCCUUUUGCUGAGCCUACCCUGCUGCCUUCCUCGGCCUCUGUCAAUGCAACAGAAGAGCCAGGCCUCUUCUUUCCCGGACCGGAAGGCUCUGAGAGCACCAAUACUGCCACCACACUGACCUACUACCAUCGGGGACCGGCUGCUGAUGCCUACAGACACUCCCCAGUGUGCCAGGUGUACCCAAUUCUCAACUGGAUGGACGCAGGGCUUGGGGGAGCCCCAUAUGCAGCAGCAGGUUGGGCCUAUGGUAAGACAGGGCUGUACCCAGCCUCAGCCCUAGCCCCUGCUGUUCGAGAGGCCUCCCCGCAGCCAGCUCCGGAGGGCCCUGAGGUGAAAGGGAGCCCAAGGGGCUUCCUGGAGACCCUGAAGACAGAGCGGCUGAGCCCAGACCUGCUCACACUGGGGGUCCCAGCAGCUGUGGGGUCCUCCCACUAUGUGGCAGCAAGCCCCCCUGACUUCACUACUGCUACCUUCUUCUCACCUGCUGGAAGUCCCCUCUCAGUGGCAGGUGGAGGCAGUACCUACUCUCCGAAGCUCCGUGGGGCACUCCCCCUGUCUCCCUGUGAGGCCAGAGAAUGUGUGAACUGUGGAGCAACUGCUACCCCGCUGUGGCGUCGAGAUGGCACUGGGCACUACCUAUGCAAUGCUUGUGGCCUUUACCACAAGAUGAAUGGGCAGAAUCGGCCCCUCAUCAGACCCAAGAAGCGCUUGAUUGUCAGUAAGCGGGCAGGUACCCAGUGCACCAACUGCCAGACGACAACCACCACACUGUGGCGCCGCAAUGCCAGCGGGGAGCCCGUGUGUAAUGCCUGCGGGCUCUACUACAAGCUGCACAACGUGAACCGGCCACUAACCAUGCGCAAAGAUGGCAUCCAGACCCGGAACCGAAAGGUGUCAGGCAAGGCCAAGAAGAAGGCCCGGGUGGGCCCGGCCCUGGUGGCCGCUGGUCAGGGGACCACGGAGGCGGGGGCGGCGACCCCAACUGGCCCCGGAGACCUGGCCGCUGAACCGCUCUAUCCCACCCUCGGGCCCGUCGUGCUCUCGGGCCACAUGGCCUCAGUGGGGCAUCUGCUGCCCUUCCCCGGGGCCACCCCUCCCCUGAUUGGGGCCACUGGAGCCCCCUUUGCUGGAGCCGCGGGGAUGGUCUCAGCUCUGGGAUCUUGAAGCCUGCCUUGACCCCGCCCCUCCGGACGUCCUUCCUGGCAGCCACGCCCCUCUGCACCUCGCCCUCCCCUAUUGGCCACGCCCCUCCGGUCCUAGCGGGCCGAGGCUGGCCUCGCCCUUCUGGGCAGCCCGUCGGUCCUCUAGCCCUCCCAGAUAGAUCUCGCUUUUGGCCCUGUAGUUCGUAGCCUGAGGACAAUAAACCUGCUGCUGCGCCACCA
This is a messenger RNA of Monodelphis domestica (gray short-tailed opossum), 1621 nucleotides long. RefSeq names its product GATA binding protein 1 (gene GATA1). Gene Ontology annotation, biological process: cell fate commitment; positive regulation of transcription by RNA polymerase II; negative regulation of transcription by RNA polymerase II. The record is from RefSeq and is a predicted model, not a curated record. Gene Ontology annotation, cellular component: nucleus. NCBI's taxonomy places the organism in Eukaryota, Metazoa, Chordata, Mammalia, Didelphimorphia, Didelphidae. Gene Ontology annotation, molecular function: DNA-binding transcription factor activity, RNA polymerase II-specific; RNA polymerase II cis-regulatory region sequence-specific DNA binding; zinc ion binding.